CUUACCUGCGCAGACAGACACGCAGACCGGCUGACAGGCGGGCAGGUACGCAGAGCAGUACAAGCGGAAGAACAGCAGGUUUAUUUCUAUAGACAGUUUCUGCUUAGGUCAAAGUUAUAUCAGGUGUGCAGACAUUAUUAUUAUUUUUAUUUGGUUUAUUUAGUUUAUUUUGUAAGGUGAUUUAUUUAUGAAAGUAACGCGGCGUCGAAGGAAACAUGGCAGAGCAGGCAAAGAAGCUGAUUCUGAUCGUGGUGGAUGUUCUUUGUGUCAUUGUUGCGGCUAUGCCCUCCGCCAUUCUCACUGUGAAGUUCACUCCUUAUGAGAGAGGAAUCUACUGCGAUGAUGAGAGCAUCAAGUAUCCCUAUAGGAAAGACACUAUCUCACAUGGAGUCAUGGCUGCAGUCACCAUCACCUGCUCCAUAGUCAUUAUCACUACCGGAGAGGCCUACUUGGUGCACAUCAAACGUCUACACUCCAACUCCCAGUUCAACCAGUACCUCUCUGCUCUCUACAAGGUGGUUGGCACUUAUCUGUUUGGGGCAGCAGUCAGCCAGUCGCUGACUGAUUUGGCAAAGUUCAGCAUUGGUCGUCCUCGCCCAAACUUUUUGUCUGUGUGCAAUCCCGUUAGCUGUAACGGAUACAUGUUGCAUAUCAACUGCACAGGCAACCCGCACAAUGUGACUGAAUCCAGGUUGUCAUUUUACUCGGGUCACUCAUCCUUUGGGAUGUACUGCAUGCUCUUCCUCUCGCUCUACGUCCAGGCCAGAAUGCAGGGGAAGUGGACAAGACUCUUUCGGCCCACCAUUCAGUUCUUCCUGUUGGCGUUCUCCCUGUAUGUGGCAUACACACGGAUUUCUGACAACAAACACCACUGGAGUGACGUCCUGGUGGGGCUGCUGCAGGGAGCUCUCAUUGCUGUUCUCACUGUCCGAUACAUGUCUGAUUUCUUCAAGGAGCGGCCUCCGCCCUGCAACAAACCAGAGACACCAGAGACCGAACACCUUGAACAGAAACCGAACCCACAGCCUUCAGACUCACAGCAUGGAAACCACUACAACUGUUCCAGACCUGUAUGAGUUCUUAACAGCACCCACAUCAGCAUCUCUCACCAACCUGUGCCUACGCUCUAAGAGCAGCUCAAUUACCCAAAGAUAAAGUGACAAGUACAAAAAGAGAGAGAGAUCUCCAAGAUGUAUUCCCAACAAUUCUACAAAAAAAAAAAAAAAAGCCUGGAUUCCCAAAACCUGUUGGAACAGAAGCUUCAUGUCUGUUUUAUAGUGUGGGUGUGUGUGUGUCUGCUGCAAAAAUAUGUCUGAUUGAUUUGUGAGUGUGAGAGAUUUUGUGCAACAGCUUGCAGCGGUUGUGUAAAUAUAUUUUUAAAUGAUCUCCUCUUUGAAGCGUAAGAUUUGUAUGAGAGUAAGUUUUAUGAGUAAAACUGAAAUUGACUGCUAAAUAAAAUCUAUUAAAUUAGACUUUGCUGUUCUUAAGAACAAACAAAACCUUGGAUGCUGAAUGUUUUCCAGUAGUUACAGUCAUAUAUACACCUUUUGUUUGGUUUUUUUACACUGGAGCUAGACUGUAAUCACCUGUUAUGUUUGUUUCUUUGCAGAUAUUUUACCAUCCUUGGACAUGUUGUAUCACAAAGCUACACAAUAUUGUACAGGACUAACAUUUUUAUCUUGUUUUUUAACUUCUGUAUCAUAUAUGUUAAGUGGAAUUUUAAGAAUGUGUAACCACUAACUUACUGUGAUGUUGCAGAUAAAACUUUUUUCUUUUAUUAAGACACUUUUUCAAGUACUAUUUUAAAGGUUUAUUCAUCCCAUAAACUCAGUUAUGUUUGUUUUUCUCAUGCUUCAAGUCUGCAAAGUAAAUGCCUUCACGGACCUUCUUUCCCUGCUUCUAAGCGUGUAACCUGAGUGGAACCGUACAUAAUGUUAUCAUUUCUUUCCCUCAGCCUGUCGGAUGUUUUCUGAAGUUUCUUUAUAAAUACCAGUCAGUAUG
This is a messenger RNA of Melanotaenia boesemani (Boeseman's rainbowfish), 2001 nucleotides long. Its product is annotated as phospholipid phosphatase 2-like. The coding region runs from base 216 to 1076 and encodes 286 amino acids. The record is from RefSeq and is a predicted model, not a curated record. Gene Ontology annotation, molecular function: phosphatidate phosphatase activity. The transcript is spliced from 6 exons. NCBI's taxonomy places the organism in Eukaryota, Metazoa, Chordata, Actinopteri, Atheriniformes, Melanotaeniidae. Gene Ontology annotation, biological process: phospholipid metabolic process; signal transduction; phospholipid dephosphorylation.